Strongylocentrotus purpuratus (purple sea urchin) is the source of this 2357-nucleotide messenger RNA. RefSeq lists its product as uncharacterized. The transcript is spliced from 2 exons. Lineage: Eukaryota; Metazoa; Echinodermata; Echinoidea; Camarodonta; Strongylocentrotidae. Bases 18 to 473 code for a protein of 151 amino acids. The record is from RefSeq and is a predicted model, not a curated record.
GCCUGUUUAUAUUCAAAAUGGCGGCGCCCUGUGUCUCAUGCGAAAUUUCAUUGAAGUCCGGAGAAAGGACCAAUAUCAAGUGUGUUCUCGCUACAAAUGACGGGAAAUUCUCGCGUCAGUCUGUUCGAGAUGCUAUUUCUAAGGUACAGGCAGAUGUGAAUGCAUUUUUAACGGUUCAGGUGGAGAAAGAGAAGCAAGAAAGUGCACAACUAAAAAGCAGCGGUGUGAGGCCUCACGCCAAAUCCGGGGCCGCCGGAGACGCAGGCGGAGCAGCUGGUGGAGAGGGAGACCUUCUCACGAGUGUGACAGGCGCUGGGGAUGAUUCUGAUGAUGUGGGUUUAGAGGAGGAUGAAGAUGAUGAGGAGGAAGACGUUCCAAAAAAUGCAGACAAUGAUGAAGACCAGACGGGCAAAAGAGAAGCCAAGGACUGGGAUUCAACAUCAAGUAAAAAGUCCAAGUUAUCCGAUAGCUGACAAAAAUAAGACAUUGACCCUAAUCAGUGAUUUUAUGUUGGAAUCUAAAAGAUUGAUUAAAAUGUAUGGCUUGUACAGUUUAUAAUUUAUGUAUACAUUUAAAUAUUUUGCACUGAUGUAAAAUUGUACUGGCAGGAAGGAUGUGCUUGAAAAAUCCAUUGAACAGAUUGACAACUAGAUUAGAAUUUCCUGCAAUUUAAUUAUAAAGUAUCUGUAGCAUUCUGUACUAGGACUGUCAACCUCCGUGAUUGAUCAUCAUCAUCAUUUAUCAUCAUCAUUAUCAUUGAGUAUGGGAUGUAGGUGUUGGCCUGUAAUUCCCGGACACUACGUCUAGGCCUGGGUCUGGCAUCAUCACUUGAGAAAGAUACUAAAUAAUACAAAUACUUGUGUGCAUGAUGUAGGACUCUUGUUUUCAAACAAAUGAGCACAGUGGAGAAGUCAAAAGGCAUAAGAGUAUAAUUCUACACAAUACCUAUUACUCCCAUGAGCUAAAGGCAAAAUCUUAAUUUAGUAUUUUUACAGUCUACCUAAUCAGACUCAAAUAGUGUACCUGUAAUUUAAUUACCAUACUGCUAAAUUUUAAGUACUAGGUCGAGUUGAAACACUUUUAAGUCUCUGAUUUGUUGUACAACUUCUGGAAAAGAUACUUGUCUGUCAGAUUUGUUUUCUGCAUUUCAGUUUUUCCAAAUAAUGCCCUUUGGCUGAAUUAUCAAAAUAGUUGGAAUGCCUUUUCAGACCUCCCCCCCCCCUCCCCCCUCCCCACAACAACAAAAAUGUGAUCACAAUAUUUGAGAUACCUGCCCAGACCAAUGAUUGUGAGUAAGAUUGGCAGGAGAGGAUAGAAUUAUCUUUCUUUCAUUUGAUGUUUAAAGUAAAACAGGGUAAUGAUGAUAAUUAUUUAUUCACUUCCUAAUAACAAUUCCUGGAGUAUAUGAAAGAAAGUGCAAAAUGUGUACAUAUAUCUUUUUAUGAAAACAAAAGGAAGUGAAAAUGAUACAUUGCAAUUGUGUUUUUUCCCAAAAGUUAUGGUGUAUUACUUUAAUUGCGAAAUGUAUCUUGUAGCUGCAUAUGUAGUAUGCAAAAUGUGUAACUAAUACAAACAAAAUAUUGAUUGGGACCUUUGUCCUUUCACUUUCAUGUUGUGUUUUGUUUGAUUGAGACAUUGCUGCAUAAACAAAAGUAAAAGAUAUCACAGAAAUACCAAAAUUAGUAAGUCCAUCCCCAUUUUUUCACUUUAUUUCGUUGUUAAAAAUGAUGUAUCAGGGGAUUUAUUUCAUGAUACCAACACGCAGUCCGCGUAUAGAUCACCAAUUGCCCAUAUAUUUAUAUCCCUUAUGAUAAUUACAUGUAUUAUGUUAUCAAUUUGUUCAACUCUAUAUUAAAUCUAGAUUUACAGGGUAGACAUUCACUUAACAUUCACAUAAUAUUAUCUUACUGAAGCUUUACCGAAGUCCAGUCUUUUUUAUCUGUACAAUUGUAACUCUUGUAAACAUGCUGAUUGAUAUGUGUAAAUGUCUUUUUUUAUGUCUUCUUUUGAAGACCAAUCUUUCUUUUAAAAAUUAGACAAGCAAAAUGCAGAAGUUCAAAACAAUAUGGUUGUUGUCCAAAAAGUGUCGAAGGAGUAUUGUCCUUUGUAAGAUACAUGUAUAUAUACUUAAGUAUGUGUAUUUCCAUUUGGUGAAUGCCAGUAGGAAACAAUGCAUUUUAUUUUAUAAGCACAAAAAAAUAUCAAGCAAGAGGGAAUUUCAAAUUACUAUGUACAGUCGAGGGCUACAUAACCAUAUUCAAGACAUUAUUUGUUUGUGUAAAUGAUAAAAAUCAUGAUUAUGUAUUUUACUAUUUUAUGUCAAAAAUGUUUCUGUGUAUAAAGAUUAUUAAAAAACA